GCAUCUUCCCCUUCAUCAUACAAACAAAAAUAAUAAAAAAUAUUUUUCCUCAUUUGUCUCUCUUCCGCGACCUCCAAAAACCCUAAAAUUCCUGAAAAGAAAAGGGAAAAUAUAUUUCACAUAAUUGCAUUGAUCGAUCGGGCGGUGGCAGGAGAAAAAGGAACGACAUGUCGUGGCUGAGAACGGCGGUGAACAAAGCGGUGGAGGUUGGGAACAAGAAUAACCUCACUCGAAACAUCAAGAACUAUGCCGAUACCGUUGUUCAUCACGCUGGUCAAGCUGUCGCUGAAGGAGCCAAACUCUUUCAGGAUCGCAUUGGGUCUCGGAGUCUCAAGAGUGUAAAGCAAACCAUAAAAAGAUUGGAGGAAGCAGCAAUCUCUUGUAGGGGUUCGGAGAGAGUUAUGCUGCUGAGAAGAUGGUUGGUUGCACUGAAAGAAAUUGAGAUGUUAUCUGGAGGGUUAUCUGAAGGCAGUGAGAAGAGCCUUGAGCAAAUUAUUGCUUCUGAAGAAGUAAAGGAGAACCCAAAAAGACAAUCUAUGGUCUUGUAUUAUGACUCUGAUAUUGGGGGCGCACCAAUGAAUUUCCGAGAGGUUUUUCUUCAAAGCCAGGCUUUAGAGGGCAUCACAAUAUCUAUGAUUCUUGAAGCACCAAAUGAUGAAGAAAUUUCUCUGCUCCUGGAGAUGUUUGGGCUCUGCCUCGCUGGAGGAAAAGAAGUUCACAAUGCAAUAGUGAGCAGUGUACAGGAUCUAGCUACUGCUUUUUCUAGCUACCAAGAUGAAGUGCUGGUGAAGCGGGAGGAGCUGCUUCAAUUUGCACAAGGUGCCAACGGGUUGAAAAUCAAUGCUGAUCUUGUAAGAAUGGAUAUUGAAGCUUCUGAUCUAAAGAAAAAACUUGAUCAAUUGAGUGCUUCCCAGAAACUGCCAAAAGACGGUCAUGAUAAUGCAUCUGAAAAGACUACUGCAGCGACUAUUGAGGCUCUGAAAGAAGCGCUUGCUCAAAUACGAAUCUGUUCCACAUUGGAAGGAAUUUUGCUGAAGAAGAAGUCUCUAAACAAUGGAGACUCUCCUGAGAUUCAUGCUCAAAAGGUUGAUAAGUUGAAGGUCUUAUCAGAGUCUCUUGCCAACUCCAGUGCAAAAGCUGAGAAACGCAUUUCAGAUCACAGACUUCAGAAGGAGGAGGCCUUAACUGUUCGUGUGUCCAAAGCAAGUGAAGCUGAUGGAAGAGAGAAGGAAAUAGUAGCUGAGAUUUCAGAGCUUGAGAAACAAAGAGAUGAACUUGAAGCAGAGCUGAAAAAGGUUAACAUCUCAUUGGCUGCUGCUAAUGCACGUCUACGCAAUGUUAGGGAAGAAAGAGAUCAAUUUGAUGAAGCUAACAAUCAGAUUGUUGCCCAUUUGAAAACAAAGGAAGAGGAACUGUCAAAAUCCAUUUCUGCGUGUAGAGUAGAAGCAGAAGUUAUCCAUACAUGGAUUAAUUUCUUGGAAGAUACUUGGCUUCUCCAGUCCUCGUAUGCAGAAACUAAGACCAAUAAAGUCAACGAGGAAUUGGUGCAACAUGAGGAUUAUUUUGUGAACUUGGCCAUUACUCUUCUCUCAGUGUACAAGAAAGAGCUGGGCCCUGCCAUCAGUCGUAUCGGGAAAUUUGUAGAGAACCUGAAGAAGUUGAGUGAGAGAUCAGAGAUUUCAUUUAGCCCGAGCAAUGAGGGAUCCACAGAAUUAAACCCGAGGAAACAUCUUGAGGAGGAAUAUUUGGAUUAUGAAGCCAAGAUUAUAACAACCUUCAGUGUGGUGGAUAACAUGAAAGAGCAGUUCUAUGCUCAGCAUGGGACGAUUUCAAGGAAGGAUGAUCCCAAAGUUAAAGAGCUAUUUGAUGACAUUGAAAAGUUAAGAGCGGAAUUUGAAGCUAUUGAAAGGCCAACUUUAGAAAUGGAGAUUCCAAAGGCUGAUACUCCUAAUGAGAAGCCGCAGGAAACUUUAUCUCCACGCCCAGCUCUGGAAUCAACACAACCCAAACCUGAUACAAAGGAGAAUCCUGAAACACUGCCCGUGCUGGACCCUGCAGCAGAACUAGCAAAGCUGGAGUCGGAGUUUGGGAAGGUUGGGCAAGACUACUCAGCAGAGGAAAUAGGUGAUUGGGAGUUUGAUGAACUUGAAAGGGAGUUGAGAUCUGGUGAUUCUGCAUCAGGCAAAUAGAUCGGAUAAUUUAACCUUGUGGAAACUAUAAUGCUCAGUCAAACAAGCAUGUGUACUAGUAUGACAUUGUAUCCAUAUCUACCUGCCAAAAAAGCUGCAUUUUAGAAACAAGCUUUUUCGUUGUAACUUCUGUAACGUUGGAUGGGGUUUCGAUUUGUUCAUUCAUCUGUAAAUACUUUCAACCUGUAAUAUGGGAUUUAUAAAACGAAUGAAUCAGUAUCCUUUGUGAAUC
Messenger RNA from Theobroma umbraticum, 2421 nucleotides. RefSeq lists its product as uncharacterized. Lineage: Eukaryota; Viridiplantae; Streptophyta; Magnoliopsida; Malvales; Malvaceae. The record is from RefSeq and is a predicted model, not a curated record.